Telopea speciosissima is the source of this 556-nucleotide messenger RNA. RefSeq names its product calmodulin-like protein 11. The transcript is spliced from 4 exons. Gene Ontology annotation, molecular function: calcium ion binding; enzyme regulator activity. Lineage: Eukaryota; Viridiplantae; Streptophyta; Magnoliopsida; Proteales; Proteaceae. The record is from RefSeq and is a predicted model, not a curated record. The coding region runs from base 77 to 526 and encodes 149 amino acids.
CCGCUUGUUCUCUCUCUCUCUCUCUCUCUGUUUGUUUGAUUUUCUUCUGUGUUUCAACUUACAGACCAACUCAAGCAUGGCAGAUGUGCUGACUGAGGAACAGAUCGCCGAGUUUCAGGAAGCCUUUUGUCUGUUUGAUAAAGAUGGAGAUGGUUGCAUUACCAUAGAAGAAUUGGCAACUGUGAUCCGAUCAUUGGAUCAAAACCCAACCGAAGCAGAACUUCAGGAUAUGAUAAGUGAAGUCGAUGUUGAUGGGAACGGUACCAUAGAAUUUGGGGAGUUCUUAAGUCUCAUGGCAAGAAAAAUGAAGGAAACUGAUGCAGAGGAAGAACUUAAAGAAGCAUUCAAAGUAUUCGACAAAGAUCAGAACGGCUACAUAUCAGCUAACGAGCUGAGGCAUGUAAUGAUCAAUCUCGGGGAGAAACUGACCGAUGAGGAAGUAGAACAGAUGAUCAAAGAGGCUGAUUUGGAUGGUGACGGUCAGGUGAAUUACGAAGAAUUCGUGAGGAUGAUGAUGGCCGUCUAAGGAAAAUCCUUAGAAAAAUUUAGUUUCAGA